AUGAAAUCUUCCCCUCUCUCUCUCACCUCCCCCCGCGUGCUUCUCCUUGCAGCGAUACUCGCGAGGCUGUCUGCGGCGAACGACGAGCUCGAAUUCGACGAGGUGACGUGCGGCUCCAUCGUGAAGCUCCUCAACACGAACUAUCGCACGCGCCUCCACUCGCACGACGUCAAGUACGGCUCGGGCAGCGGUCAGCAGUCGGUGACGGCGGUCGACGUCAGCGACGACCACAACAGCCACUGGCAGGUGCGCGGGCCGCACAACGCAGCCGCGUGCGUGCGCGGCGCUGUCGUGCGCUGCGGCGACGCCAUACGACUCAACCACGUAGCGACAGGACGCAAUCUGCACAGUCACUUCUUCCAGUCCCCGCUGUCACACAACCAGGAGGUCAGCUGUUUUGGGGAGGGAGGUGACGGAGACACGGGAGACAACUGGGUGGUUGUCUGCUCAGGCGAUCACUGGGAGCGGAACGAGCCGAUCAGGCUGCGGCACCAGGACACAGACGCCUACCUGCACCUCACGGGCGACUCGUACGGACGCCCGAUCCACGGACAGAAGGAGGUGAGCGGCUACGCGAGCCCGCACCCGGGCAACUACUGGCGCACGCAGGAGGGAGUCUACAUGAUGCCGAAGAGAACCGACGUCGUAUGAGACGACGGCCACGUGGCUAGCCUGCGUGCAGUGCUAGCAGGACUGCUAGGUUAGCACGCGUAGACUAGCCUGCAUGGCUAGUCUGCAGUGCUAGCAGGACUGCUAGGUUAGCACGCGUAGACUAGCCUGCAUGGCUAGCCUGCGUGCAGUGCUAGCAGGACUGCUAGGUUAGCACAUGUAGACUAGCCUGCAUGGCCAGUCUGCAGUGCUAGCAGGACUGCUAGGUUAGCACGCGUAGACUAGCCUGUAUGGCUAGUCUGCAGUGCUAGCAGGACUGCUAGGUUAGCCUGCAUGGCUAGCCUGCAGUACUAGCAGGACUGCUAGGUUAGCACGCGUAGACUAGCCUGCAUGGCUAGCCUGCAGUGCUAGCAGGACUGCUAGGUUAGGAUGCCUAGACUAGCCUGCAUGGCUAGUCUGCAGUGCUAGCAGGACUGCUAGGUUAGCACGCGUAGACUAGCCUGCAUGGCUAGUCUGCAGUGCUAGCAGGACUGCUAGGUUAGCACGCGUAGACUAGCCUGCAUGGCUAGUCUGCAGUGCUAGCAGGAAUGCUAGGUUAGCAUGCGUAGACUAGCCUGCAUGGCUAGCCUGCAGUACUAGCAGGACUGCUAGGUUAACACGCCUAGACUAGCCUGCAUGUGGUACUAGCAGGACUGCUAGAACUGCGGUGCUUGCGUGCUAGCAUUGCAGUGGGAGUCGGACUGGGGUGCAUUCUGUGAUCACAAACUACCGGAUGCUUCUUUCUAAACUUGCCCGAACAGUUAGAUCAAGAAGAAAACCAAUGUACAAACAGGGCAAACGUAUCCUGUCAAUUAGGAAAGUGUUCUGUGUGUCAGCGUUGGUUCACAAAUGGGGGUAGGGUUUUGUUUACUUAAUAGUGCACGAGAAAAUUUGGUCCAUUUUGAUACUUCAACACUAUCAUUCCGUACAAGAUUGGUCGAAUAUUGUGACAUGCACACCAAAACUUGUUUACGCGAGAUUAAAUAGUAUAAUUUUACGAAAUCGGUCUGAUUCAAAACCAGAAUAGUACAACUUGUGUCAUCACUGCGAGGGGCAGCACAAGAAGUGUUAUCAAUUGUUAGCAAUAAAUGUCCAAUGGCUGUCUUUAAAAUCAAGUUUUUAUUUCUUUCUGAAGAAUAUUUAACAACAAAAUUAGGUUUAAUAAUUUGAACAUAAUUACAACUCGAUUCAACCAAGAAGACGGCUUACGACCAGGUGUGUGUUAACCUUUAAGUUAAUUUUCUUCAUGCCAGUUCCAAAAUUGGUUUGACUGUCGCAUGUCAGUCUGUAUGUACGUACGUAUACAUAUGAAAAAGAAAGGUAUGUUGUACUAGUUAUUGGUGGUAUAAUCAAUAUAUCACAGGUGCCUCUGUUUUUAUUGAGGUUACAUUAUGUGUAUCACAGAACCUUUGUGAAGAGGGCAGUUUGAGAUAUUUUGGAGUUUCAUAGCUUUGGGAGUAACGGCAUCAUAUUUUAACUUUGUCAGUGCAAUUUUCACUUGUGUCUGCUUCUUGUAAUCCGUGUGCGUGUUGAUAACUUUUUAAUAAAUGUUGGACAAAUGUCAAAAUAGACAUUGUUGACCACAAACUAGAAA
This is a messenger RNA of Priapulus caudatus, 2242 nucleotides long. RefSeq names its product stromal cell-derived factor 2-like. Bases 1 to 651 code for a protein of 216 amino acids. The transcript is spliced from 4 exons. Lineage: Eukaryota; Metazoa; Priapulida; Priapulimorpha; Priapulimorphida; Priapulidae. The record is from RefSeq and is a predicted model, not a curated record.